Molecule: messenger RNA, 1242 nt
Organism: Komagataella phaffii GS115
Lineage: Eukaryota; Fungi; Ascomycota; Pichiomycetes; Pichiales; Pichiaceae
Product: Peroxisomal adenine nucleotide transporter
Exons: 1
Coding region: 1-1242 (413 amino acids)
Source: RefSeq, a predicted model, not a curated record
AUGUCAGGAGCAGACUAUCAACUAUCGUUGACUGAAAAAGCCACGUUUGGAACCCUUUCAGCAAUAGUUUCUACGGUUGUGCUGUAUCCAUUGGACCUGACCAAAGCUUUGAUACAAACUCAAGAAAAGGUCAAGACCAGAAAGGACCAUAAUGAGGCGCUGAAGCUUGAAGGAGGUACUAUUGAGAAUAUUCUUUUGUCCCCAGGUGCUACCGGAUUUGAGAAUGAGGCCUCAAGCAUAGCCGAAGAGCUAAUUGGUGAAGAAAACGAUCAAUUAUCUCAGAAAUUGGAGUUGGAGUUACAAGAUAAGGCAAGAAUAAACCCCAUCUACUACAGAAACACAGUAGAUGCCCUAUUAAAAAUUUUGAAGCAGGAAGGCUUCAAAGGUUGGUACCAUGGACUGCAAGCUUCUGUAACCUCAGCAGCUGUCCAGAGUUUUAGUUAUUUUUACUUCUACGAAGCACUGAAGAAGCUAUACUCUAACUCCCAAAAAAACAGUUCCAAAGGAAGAAUAUUUGAUGAACUCAGUAUAAGUAUACUGGCCGCAGCUUUAUCUCAAUUUUUUGUUACUCCUUUCAAUGUAAUUACUACAGAGUUGCAAACCUCUCAAUUUCAAAAGAAUGUUGCCCACAGCCAAUUGAUUGCCAUCGAAGAGAGCAACAUCGAUCUGAGAAAAGAUUCUCCAUUAUUAUACCAAUACUACAAGAUCAUGCGCAAUAAUAAACAAGAGGAAAGUACAUCAUUAUUCAAAAAACUACUGGGAAACAACGAGUUGAUAGCCACCGGUAGUAAAAUAGUAAGGAAAAGAGGUGUUAGUGCUCUUUGGAAAGGACUCAAGGUGUCACUCAUCCUCACUUUAAACCCAUCGAUCACCUAUGGCUCAUAUGAGAGGUUGAAGAAACUAAUUUAUGGGGAUAUAAAGUACUUAUCGGCAUUCCAGUCGUUAGUAUUGGGCAUGAUCUCCAAAAUGAUAGCGACUCUGGUUACCCAACCCCUAAUUGUUUCCAAGACUGUACUACAGAAAUCGCAGGACGAUCCUCGAGCCAAACAGUUCAAUUCCUUUCAGCAAGUGUUAUGUCACCUUUGGAAAACUGACAAAUUUAAGGGGCUAUGGAGGGGUCUUCUCUCCCAAAUAUUCAAAGGAGCCUUAGGGCAGGGAUUACUAUUUCUGUUCAAAGAUCAAAUAGAGCUGGUCUUUUUGAGUUUGAUCAACAUUUACAGAAUUUACACCAAAAGGAUUUAA